AACUCAUCUUUGGUGCCCAUUUCUACGGGCAUUCUAACUUAUCUAGUUUGUAAUAGUAACGAUUUUUUAAAUAACUGACGUUAGCGCUGCCGUAGGAAUUGUCUAAAAGUGGUUGUGUGUCAGUAACUACAUAUCGAAACUGAUUACUUUUUUGACGGAACAUGGAGGAAUCGAAAACAGAUUCUUCCGUUGGUUUUUCGCCGAAGGAGAUGGAUUCCUUAAUGAAAUACUUCGUCGGAAACAACUGCAAAUAUCGUGAACAAAUUAUCAUCCCCAGAACAGUUGGUCCAAUUCACAUAAAAAGUGUUGAUGAGAAACGAGUAGAAGCAGUUUUUGAAUCAUGUGCUUUCAAGUCACUCGUUGCAAGUGUCAUGGGGUACGGUUUGGGAGCUGCAUUGGGUUUGUUCAGUGCCAGUGUCAGUCCAAAUAUCACAGCACCUGAUGCACCCCAACAGUCAGCAAGAGAAAUCUUCAGGGAUUUAAAAUUCUCUACCCUUAGCUAUGCCAAAAACUUUGCUGUUGUUGGUCUUAUGUUUUCAGCAGUAGAGUGCACCAUUGAAUCUUAUAGAGGAAAAGGAGAUUGGAAAAAUGGAACUUAUGCUGGUGGAAUCACUGGUGGACUGAUUGGUCUCAGAGCUGGACUUAAACCAGGAAUUGUAGGAGCAUUAGGAUUUGCAGCAUUCUCUACUGCAAUAGACUACUAUAUGAGGCACUAAUAAUAUAGAAAUAUAAUUGAAAAUAAAGUGUAUUGGCCAUUUUCAGAAGUUUCACAAUCCA
This is a messenger RNA of Daphnia carinata, 777 nucleotides long. Its product is annotated as mitochondrial import inner membrane translocase subunit Tim22-like. Gene Ontology annotation, molecular function: transmembrane protein transporter activity. Gene Ontology annotation, cellular component: TIM22 mitochondrial import inner membrane insertion complex. The coding region runs from base 162 to 716 and encodes 184 amino acids. The record is from RefSeq and is a predicted model, not a curated record. NCBI's taxonomy places the organism in Eukaryota, Metazoa, Arthropoda, Branchiopoda, Diplostraca, Daphniidae. The transcript has 4 exons. Gene Ontology annotation, biological process: protein insertion into mitochondrial inner membrane.